This is a messenger RNA of Python bivittatus (Burmese python), 894 nucleotides long. The record is from RefSeq and is a predicted model, not a curated record. NCBI's taxonomy places the organism in Eukaryota, Metazoa, Chordata, Lepidosauria, Squamata, Pythonidae.
AUGGCAACUUUCAUGCCAGAGGUAAUUGAAAGGCAACCAACCUCCCUUCUUUUUUCCCCCCAGGACCCCGAUAUUUCCAUUACAGACAAUGUGCUCCAUUUUAAAGCUCAUGGCCACGGUGCAAAGGGGGAUAAUAUUUACGCAUUCCAGAUUGAGUUCCUGGAACCAGUCAAACCCCAGCCGGUGUGGAAGGUGACCCAGCGGCAGCUGACCAUCACCGUGAAGAAGAAGGAGAGCCACUGGUGGGAACGGCUGACCAAGCAGGAGAAACGCCCGGUGUUUCUUGCUCCGGAUUUCGAUCGCUGGCUGGACGAGUCGGAUGCCGAGUUGGAACUGAGGGCCAAGGAAGAAGAACGGAUAAACAAAAUCAAUGUAAAGAACAGAAUCCCCAAAGAUCCUUUCCGACACCUGAAGAGAGGAUAUUUGUUCGUGUACAACCUUGUGCAGUUCCUGGGCUUUUCAUGGAUCUUUGUGAACAUGACAGUUCGGCUAUUCAUGCUGGGGAAAGACUCCUUCUCGGAUACUUUCCACAUGAGUGGGGACAUGAUGUACUUCUGCCAGAUGUUUGCCUUCAUGGAGAUUGUCAAUGCCUUAAUAGGUCUCGUGAGAGCUCCUUUGACUCCGGUUUGUUUCCAGGUCCUUGGGAGGAAUUUUGUAUUGUUCGUAGUUCUUGGAAGCGCAGAAGAAAUGCAAAGCAAAGCGGUGGUCUUCUUUAUCUUCUACAUUUGGAGCAUGGUUGAGAUCUUCAGGUAUCCAUACUACAUGCUUUCCUGCAUUGAUAUUGAGUGGAAAAUCCUCACCUGGCUUCGAUACACCAUCUGGAUGCCUCUCUAUCCUCUGGGGAUCUUAGCAGAAGGUAUGCAGGAAAGAUGUGGGUGAAUCCUCUUGGCUACG